Molecule: messenger RNA, 2502 nt
Organism: Saccharomyces paradoxus
Lineage: Eukaryota; Fungi; Ascomycota; Saccharomycetes; Saccharomycetales; Saccharomycetaceae
Gene: PSP1
Product: Psp1p
Exons: 1
Coding region: 1-2502 (833 amino acids)
Cellular component (GO): cytoplasm
Source: RefSeq, a predicted model, not a curated record
AUGGACCUCCCAACUAUUAAUAGCACAACAAGCAUUUCCGACAAUGUGGAUUUGAAGAACUACUAUGAGGACUUGCUUUUCAAGAAUAACAGUGGAAAGUCGCUAUCAGAUUUACCCCGUAAACUGAAUGAUAACUCUGAUAAUGCGGGAAAUGAUGCAGUUGAUCCGCUUGCUGGUUUGAAUAAUUUGAGAAACUCAAUAAAAAGUACAGGGAGUGGUAUGGAAAAUAGAAGGACUUUUGACGAUAUUGAUUUUAUGAGUAGGUUUCCCUAUCUACCACCAGUACCACACCAACAACAGCAAUCAUUUUCUCACCAAAAUGGAUUCAUUCAAGAGCAACCUUCCAGUACUUUGACCUCUUUCCAAAUGUCUUCAUCUAAUUCAGAGCCGAUGUCUGCGCCACCCAUUUCAUCCAAUAACAAUCAUCUAGAUUCUACUCAAAUGGGCAAUUAUCAAGCUCAACAACGGUCGUUCCCACAAUUCAGUGCAAAUUCCUUUCACCCAAAUGGAAACGAACUAAUGGAGAAUCGAACGGAUUUAGAUUAUAUGCGUUUAAUGAAUAAGGCAAACAUAGGCUUCACUUCAAAUAGCGGUAACACUUUCACUGCCCCAUCACAUAGUGCUGGUAACCCAUCUAGUGUCAAUAGCCAACAACAGCCAUCAUUCAACUGGCAACAAUCAUCUCACCCUGAAUCCACCAUCAGGAGAUCUUCCUAUAUAUCAGAUACUCUAAUCAAUCAUCAAAUACCUGGGGCUCGGCAAAAGCAAACAUCACAAAUGCAGCAGCAACAUGCUCAGGGUUUCAAUCUUUUCAACGGCAGGUUCAACUAUGAUAACUUGAACUCAACCCACUUGACCCCGAAAGGCGUGCCCGACUUUGGAAACGGUGUACCAGCUCCGUUUUCCUAUGAUAGUGAUCCUAAUAAUGGCAACAUCAGCAAUAGCAAUAACAACAACAGUCAUAAUAUGGUUCCAAUCCAACAGUUUCGCCGCAAUACACAACCGGUGGCGAGCUUUAAUCCGGCCCCUCCCACUUUUCAACAACAACAACAACCAAGAAACACUAAUGUACCCAAUUCUUUGAAUGGUGAACGUAUUGAUGAUGUUCAGCUUGUUCAACUGCAAAGAAGCACUUCUGUCCCCUCUUCUACAAAUUCACAUAACCUUCAGAACGAGAACGCCAAUGAAGGAAAUGUAUCAUUGGACAACGGUUUAGUUUUAAUCCAGGGUAAACACCUGACUUCUUCCAAGACUUUACACGAUUUAUAUAGUGACUGUGGAAGUGGUUAUUUUGCUAGCUCUGCAGUUUUCGAAUUCACAGAUAAUAUUAAGAAAAUGUUGAAGUUACACGAUUCCAAUGAAAGCCACGAGGCGAAGAAUAUGAGUUUGAUCGACGAAGAAGGUAGUAAGUAUCAAUCCUUAUUGAAUUUUUUAGACAUAUUGAGAAGCUGUAACUUGAAUUACGUUAAUGAUCCGGGGUCAAAUAAUGGGAUUAUUUCCAACAAUGGAAGUAGUAAAAAUAGAAGCAAGGGUUCUUUCACAACAGAUUUACCAUGCAGAAAUUCUAAUAACUCUUUCUUACCGUAUACACCAUUGGUGCUGGUUGCGUUGAAAAAUGGGAAACUUGAACUACUAUCCACUCCACAAGCUACCAAUUUGUUGUUGAAGAGAGGUGACUUGGUUAUUAUUGAUGGUGACCGUGGGAGGGAUUUAGUGUUAGUUGUUGAACCCUGUGUCGAUUUGAAUUUAGCACUAUUUAUAAAUUUUCUGAAGAAGAAAAUUCAUUUUGACUCUUUGAUCACAAGUGAGUCGCAGCACUAUCGCAAUGAUGAGUUUAUUCAAAUGUUGAUUGACUCAAAAAAUGGCCAAAAGAAAAAGUUAAAUCCUAAAUUAUAUGAUGUUAUUGAAUUAACUGAGUUGAUUAUACCAUCUAAGCAAGUCCUAAGAUUUGCCACCCCGUGGGAGGUAACAACGAAUUUGCACAAUAAAUUUGAAGAUGAAUUAAAAGCCUUACAUAUUGCUCAAAGCAAAUUACAAGCUUUGAAUGAUAAUUCAAAGUCUCAAAAUACAAAUGACAGUUCUUCUAAUAAUUUUACGAAUCCUGCAACUUAUUCUAAGCCCAAAUUGAAUAUCAAAAUCUUAAAUGCGGAAUUCCAAUUUGAUAGAAAAAAAUUAACAUUUUACUAUGUUUGUGAAGAGAGAAAUGAUUUUAGAGACUUGAUAAAAGAGUUGUUCAAAUAUUAUAAGACACGGAUUUGGUUGUGUGCUAUUCCAAAUAAUCUGUCCAUUGAUUCCAAAUAUUAUGACAAACAACAAAAAGAGCUGAAAUUAUAUCAAGACAUAGUAAAAAAUUACAAUACUGAAGAUCUAAUGAAUGUCAAUGAGUUUUCACAGAAUAGAGGGAAUAGCAGAAUCAAUUUUGCCCCUCCAUUAAACGAAAUUGAACUCGACAACUUCCAGAUUGCUGUUUACGAAGAAUUAGUCCAUGAAUUGUUCCAUUGA